CUACGUGAUUGGUCAAAUCCUGUCGGACCAGAGUCGUGACGUGAUCGUGGAGAACAUCCAGAAACACUUGGUGGAGCUGGGAGAGCAAGUAGCAGCUGGAAGCGUUCCACUCAACCAGUACGAGAUAAACAAGGCUCUGACUAAAGACCCUCAGGACUACCCGGAUAAGAAGAGCCUUCCUCACGUGCACGUCGCUCUGUGGAUCAACUCUCAGGGGGGUCACCGGGUCAAAGCUGGAGAUACCGUCUCCUACAUCAUCUGCAAGGACGGCUCCACGCUGGCGGCCAGUCAGAGGGCGUACGCUCUGGAGCAGCUUCAGAAGCAGGAGGGUCUCAGUCUGGACGUCCAGUACUACCUCGCCCAGCAGGUUCACCCCGUGGUGUCCCGCAUCUGUGACCCCAUCGAGGGGAUCGACGGCGUGCUCAUCGCCACCUGGCUCG
Messenger RNA from Notothenia coriiceps (black rockcod), 440 nucleotides. Its product is annotated as DNA polymerase alpha catalytic subunit-like. NCBI's taxonomy places the organism in Eukaryota, Metazoa, Chordata, Actinopteri, Perciformes, Nototheniidae. The record is from RefSeq and is a predicted model, not a curated record. The transcript has 3 exons. Gene Ontology annotation, cellular component: alpha DNA polymerase:primase complex. The annotation marks the transcript as partial. Gene Ontology annotation, molecular function: nucleotide binding; chromatin binding; DNA-directed DNA polymerase activity. Gene Ontology annotation, biological process: leading strand elongation; mitotic DNA replication initiation; lagging strand elongation.